Messenger RNA from Hyposmocoma kahamanoa, 1545 nucleotides. Its product is annotated as organic cation/carnitine transporter 7-like. Bases 1 to 1545 code for a protein of 514 amino acids. The record is from RefSeq and is a predicted model, not a curated record. Lineage: Eukaryota; Metazoa; Arthropoda; Insecta; Lepidoptera; Cosmopterigidae. The transcript is spliced from 10 exons. Gene Ontology annotation, biological process: transmembrane transport. Gene Ontology annotation, molecular function: transmembrane transporter activity.
AUGAAAACAACUAAUCAUGAGCCUGAUAUAAUAGAGAAACAUAUAACAAUACUAAUGAAACAAAGUGAAAACAAACCCAAAUAUUAUAACUACGAUGAAGCUAUCGAUUUGGCAGGCAACGGCUGGUACAACAUUGGACUCCUGAUAACCCUGAGCAUUACAUUGUUGGCGAUGUGUCUGGACCUGUUCAGCUUUUCCUUUGUGGUAGCUUUCUCCAGCUGUGAUUUCCAGCUCAGUCUGGUACAGAAAAGUAUCCUCGUUUCUGUACCUUUCACAGGGCCAGUGUUAACAGCGUACGCAUGGGGCUAUUUCUCUGAUACAAGAGGUCGCAAGAAGAGUAUGGCAAUUGGUAUGUUGGUCAGCUUUGUGAUGUCAACCUUAUGCGCCUUCUCUCCCAACUGGAUAGUGAUGGGUGUAUUAAAACUUAUUGGAACUUGUUUUUGCAGCAGUGCCCAGUCAGCAUCGUAUGCAUUGUUGGGAGAAUCGUGCGCAGGUCGAGUCAAGGCACCUUACUUGCUCAUUAUGACUAGCACAGUCCAUCUGGGUUUACCUACUUACACGACUUUAGCUUACUUCGUAGGCAAGCUUGACUUCUUCUACGACCUGGGCUACAUAUCCUUCGUACCUUGGAGACUUCUAGUACUAAUAAUGGCAUUACCUUUGGGCUUGGCAGCAGUCUUAUUGCUUUUCUUCUUCGAGAGCCCUAAAUUUGUGCUGAAUGCAGGAAAAGAAGGGCAAGCUUUAAACAUUUUAAGAAAAAUCUACAAGAGGAACGGUGGUUUGGAGAAAUAUCCGGUACAUUACCUAACACUAAAUGAAGAUGGCAACAUCAAACGUAAUGGAAAAUCUCUGCUAGUAUCCUUAUGGCAGCAGAGUGCACCGUUGUUCAAGCCUCCACUGUUACAGAAUACAUUGAUUCUAUAUUACUUGAUUGUUAUUUCUUACAGUGUAAGCGGAAGUUUAUACGUUUGGCUACCAUUCAUAGCCAAGGCAUUCACUACUCCAGCUCUAAAUCACACAGAAGGUCUUUGUGCUUUGGUGAAGCUGACAUCUUCCAUCAGCAGUGAGACCACUGCGUGCUCGUCAUCGUCAAGUAUAGUAGAGCUCCCAGUGGUCUUAACUUCGAUAGCAUCAGGCGUAUUCUUCAGCACCUUCAAUGUGAUCAUGUCUAAAUUUGCUUCGAGGAGAAAAGCAUCUCUUAUUGUAAUCUAUGCAUUUGCUGCUGUUUGUUGCGCUUUGACCACUUUGAUUCCAAAUCAUAUUGCUGGCCUUUUCUAUUUUGGAGUAUUUUCGACAAGUCUCUGCAUGGGACCAUUGUUUGCUUAUUUUGUAGAUCUCGUUCCAACGUCUUUCCGGGGUAUGGCAGCGUGUCUCGGAGUGAUGGUAGCUCGGAUCAGUAGCGUGGCGGGAAUCAAUCUUGUUGGACCUUUUAUAACUUCGCACUGCUCAGUUACUUUUUACUGUCUUAGUGCUUUUGCAUUGAGUGGAGUCUUGGUGUCAUUAUUGCUGCCAGCAGAUAAACGGAAAUCUUCUACAAACAAAUAA